This is a messenger RNA of Paramuricea clavata, 2720 nucleotides long. The record is from the annotation of a GenBank genome assembly. NCBI's taxonomy places the organism in Eukaryota, Metazoa, Cnidaria, Anthozoa, Malacalcyonacea, Plexauridae.
GGCAGAAACUGCAGCGGCAGCCCUCAAAAAUGCUGGUGAGAAUGUAACUGAUAGCCUUUUGAUUGCUAUGGUUUUGAAAGGUCUACCAGAAACUUUCAAGCCCUUCACUGUAGUAAUAACGCAAAAUGAAAAGAAACAAACAUUUAGUGACUUCAAAGCAGCCUUACGAAGUUUUGAGGAGACCGAACAAGCUAGAGCAAGCAAUUCUACUGAGGGAGACUCGAUUUUGCAGACAAUUAAUAGACAUAAACAAGAUUCAUUCGGUAUAAAGGACAAGAAACUUUGCUAUUAUUGUGGCCAACCAGGUCAUUUUGCUUGUCAGUGUCCAAAUAAAGAGAAACCCAAGAACAAAUUGUGGUGUAAAACUUGCCACAGUUCCACACACAAUGAUAACACUUGUCGUAAAAAUAAAAAUAAAGGCAAAAGCGAGAACAAUAAAGCUAACAAAGCUUUGAAUGUUGAGCAGGGAGAACAUUAAUUUGCCUUCCAGAUUAAAGCACAGCAGGGUGUUAGCAAGAUAAAUGUAGAACCCCCGAGCAAACUUCUGGUGGAUUGUGGUGCAACUACCCAUAUUAUUACUGAUCAAUCAAAGUUUUCCAGCUUUGACCAAACAUUCAGACCAGAAUCACAUUACAUUGAACUAGCUGAUGGGACUCGAUCAAAUAAUAUUGCACUCAAGAGAGGAAAUGUGAACUUGCCUGAUAUAUCACAUGACGUGAUAUAUCACAGAUUCUACAGGAAGAUGUGUCAAUGCCUCAUUAAAGAAUGCUCUGUAUAUACCAUCAUAUCCUCAGGACAUAUUUUCAGUACAAGCUGCCACUGAGAAAGGUGCUAGUGUUAUUUUCCAUCCACAGUCGGCAGAGCUAAUCAGCAAAGAUGGUACAAAGCUUAAUAUUGAGAAGCAUGGUAAACUAUACUAUUUACAUGUAGGACCAUAUAGUGAUAUAGAAAACUCUGACUCAGUAAAUUAUACUAGUGAUUUAAAGGGCUGGCAUGAAAUACUUGGUCAUUGCAAUUAUGAAGAUGUAGUGAAACUCCAAGAUGUAGUUGAUGGCAUGAAGGUAAGUGAUAGUAGUAGUAAACCAGAUUGUGAUACUUGUGUUUUAGGGAAAAUGACUCAAAGUAGGAAUAGAAAUCCCGAUGUUCGAUCUAAAGCCCCUUUAGAGCUUGUGCACGCUGAUCUUGCUGGUCCAGUUGACCCUAUGUCAAAGGAAGGAUUUAGAUAUACUAUAGCUUUCACUGAUGAUUAUUCAGGUGCUGUGUUUGUGUAUUUUCUUAAAAAUAAGAGUGAUACUGUCGAGGCCACAAAGAAAUUCCUAGCUGAUUCAGCCCCAUACGGAAAUGUUAAACGAUUAAGGUCAGAUAAUGGUGGUGAAUUUAUUUCCAAUAAAUUUAAAUCUCUUCUAAGUGAAAACAAAAUAAAACACGAGACCUCAGCGCCUUACUCGCCUCACCAGAAUGGGACAGCUGAGCGUCAUUGGAGGACCCUAUUUGAGAUGGGAAGAUGUAUGCUUAUUCAGGCAAAUCUAAGUAAAGUGCUAUGGCCAUAUUCAAUUAUGGCAGCUGCAUACAUCAGGAAUAGGUGCUACAAUAAUCGCCUAAAGCAAACACCCUAUUUUGCUCUUACUGGUCGAAAGCCAAACUUAGCAAAUAUGAGAGUGUUUGGCAGUGUAUGUUAUGCUUAUGAGCAGGAUAAGCAAAAACUAGACCCCCGGUGCAAAAAGGGUAUUUUCGUGGGUUUUGAUAAGGAUAGCCCUGCUUACUUAGUGUACUUUUCAGAAACUGGAAAAGUACUCAAGUACAGAGUAGUGAAAUUCACUACAAAGAAUGUUAGUGAACAGGAAACCCAAACUGAGGACACAUCAAGUGUUGAUUUUAGGAUGUCCCAGGACAAUAAUGGUCCAUGUAAUUCCUUGGAUGUUCAGAACCCAGGGACCACCCAUGAAGGCCCUUGCCAACAGACUGAGGAGUCUGAUGAACCUGAUCAACAGACUGAAGAGUCUGAUGAGAGUAAGGCAGAUAUGAAUUUACAAUCUGAUGAUGGUAUAGGUCACUCACGACAUGAAAGAAAACCCCCAUCAUAUCUUAGUGAUUAUAUUAAAAAUGUCCAAAUUGGGACGGAUCAGGUAUCGGGCGAUGUUGAUUACUGUUAUAAGGUAUCAGGUUUUCCAGAAACAUAUCAGGAAGCUAUAGAAUCUCCUCAUGCAGAGCUUUGGAAAGCUGCAAUGAGGGAGGAAAUGAAUUCUCUAAAUGAGAAUAACACAUUUACUUUAACAGCAUUGCCAGAGGGUCGGCAAACAGUGGGCGGUAGAUGGGUGUACACCAUCAAGGAAAGCCCAAGCAUGGCUAAAAGAUAUAAAGCCAGAUAUGUGGCAAAAGGUUAUAGUCAAAUAAAAGAUAUUGACUAUCACGAAACUUUUGCUCCAACUGCAAAUCUAACAACAAUCCGAGCUUUAAUGCAAAUUGCUGCAAAGCAGGAUUUAAUUUUACAUCAAAUGGAUGUAAAAACUGCGUAUCUCAAUGCUCCCAUUGAUUGCGAGAUAUACAUUGAGCAGGCUGAAGGUUUUGAAACCCCUUCCAAUUCUGGAGAGAAAUUGGUAUAUAAGUUGAACAAAUCUUUGUAUGGUUUGAAGCAAUCCGGACGGAAUUGGAAUAGCAUGUUGCAUAAGUAUUUAAUCGAAAACAAUUUUGUGCAAAGUAAUGUUGAUCACUGUUUGUAA